AUUAACGCCGCGUACUUUGGUUGACAGCAAUUUCAGGUUUUUUAUAUCCAGCGUCUUCGAGUGUGUACAACGAGAUUCUGUACAGAAUUGUUAUUUUUGAUGGUUUAAUCAACAACUCAAAUGUUGAAACAGUUACUACUUACUUGAAAUGAGUGUAUUCGAACGUCUUCAACAAAAAUUGGCCAAAUGUUCCACAUCUGUUCGCGGUCAAGAAACUGCACAGAUUUAUCAUAAAAACAACUUCGCCUCAUCAGAACAAGCUACUUUUUUGGAUAAUGUUGUUACAACAACAGAGGAUCAUCCAACGACAAAUACCAUUCCACUAUGUUGCGAUCAUUCACAAACUUGGAAUGUUGAAUCUCAAAUGGUUCCCAAUAUAACCACCAGCCAUUCAAACCCAUCUCUACACACUGUUGGAAUACUUAAUUCCAAGAUAAACACAACUCUGGAGACAGAAAUUAACAUGCCCAAAUCAAGCUUUAGUCACAGUCAAGAUCAUUUAAAUGCAACUAGUAAUAACAACCUUAGCCCGCAUCAACGUCAGCAACAACCUAGAAGAAAACGAGCAAAAACCCCAGUUAGUUCAUUCUAUCGCGUCAGCAGUGAUGAUGAUUGUGAUACAUGCGAUGAAGAAGAAGAUGAUGAUGAUGAUGUUGAUAACAAUACUGAAGAGUACAUAGAUCAGUGUGAUGAAUUGAUUAUCAAACGAUCUGUUGCAUUUGAACGUAGAUCACAACGUCUACGUCAUAGUAUUGAUCGGGCUAAAGCAGCGCUGCCUGCUGAUUUCGCUGACCGAAUCGAGAUAUCAGAUUCGCUUGGUGAUUUACCUAAUCAAGAAUCGUCUGGUGGGACAAAUCUUCAAAAACAUAAUCGAAGUGUUAGCAAUCUUGGUGUAGAUUUAACAGAUCAAUUAAGCAAUAGUGAUUCAGAUUCUCAAGAGAAUGUAAAUGAUGUUAAUAACAAUGUAAAUGGACUCUAUGAGUCACAAGAAACCUCAAACUCGAAUGAAAAUCGUACGGAAUCAAAUACAAAAGAAGAUAAACAUCGUGAAGUUAGUGACACAUUAAAAAUCAAGUCAACUGAUUUAGUAAUACCUCAUGAAGGGGAGGAUGUCAAUAAAACAACAACCACAACAACAACAACUACUACUACUACUACUACAUCUAACGAUCAUUUCGAAAAAUCUGAAGCAUCAGUCGAUUCUAGCUUACAAACAGGAAUUUACUGGCAUCCAGGUCCACCCCAGCCCCUGUCUGAAUUGAUGUACGAGUUUCGUUCAGGCAGCCCAGGAACAACCUAUUUGAUCAAAGCUAUUUGCAAGCGUUCAGGAUGUCAUUGCGCUUUAAAAAAUUAUGAGAGUCUCAUGUUAUAUCCAGUACCGGAUUCAACGCUUGCUUCUGCAACUUGGGAAUUAUGGACAGCCAAAGACAAAAAUCCACGUUUUUCUAAUUCUUCCUGUGAGGUCCAGUCAAAAUUAAUUGUUUUUCGACAAUGUCGAGGAUGGUAUGAAGUUUUGAAUGAAAAUCAUCAACCAACUCCUCAUUUAACAACACUUGAACAGGUAAGGCGCUCUAAAGCUUCAACUUUCAUCGUCCGACAAGAUAUGCGUUGUUUAGUUGCACCACCAAACUUGAUUAUACCUUCCUCAGAUGAAACACGAGAAGUAAAUGAUGAUACUUCACCAUAUUCGGUACCACCAAGUCUAGUUGCAUUGGCAUGUUCACCAGAAACAUUGGCUAAUUCAAAACCGGACAUCGUUCGCGCUGGAACACUUCUGCGGUAUAUCACGUACCUACCUCAAUGCUCAGUUAAACGUGGGAAAAAAACUAAGGAUUUAGGCCUUGUAUUAGCAGUUGAAAGAUCUAGUUGUUCAAAACAAUCAUCUAUUCAUUCCGAUCUACUCCCGGUUAGGUCCCUUUCACGUACUAUUUACCUUGGUGUUGAAGAUUCUACACCUGCGGUAUUUCCUCCUAAACUCUCCUUAAGUGUUAUUGCUGGACCAGAAAAUAUUUCUGGAGUUCACUUAUUAUCUAGUCUACUUCGUAAAUUCCGGUUACCUUUAUCAGUUAGACCUAUACCUUUACCGGACUCUUAUAGUUAUACAAGCAACAGUUCAUCUAUGAGGUGUCCAUCACUUAUCAAUACUAAUCCCAAAGUAACUUGUGGUCUAGUUGCAGUUCAACCGCUUUCAUUUACUGAAAAACAUUUUUUAAGAUUACAUUCUUUAUAUAGAGGUGAUAUUUUAAUUAUUGCCCCAGUAUCUUCACCAGAACGUUUAUUUUUAAUUACACCGUCAAUGUUACGCGAUCAUUCAUUUCAAACUGGUUAUACACAUGAUCCAACUUAUGCUCUUUCUAUGGAAAAUCAUCGUAUACAAGCAUGCAAUUUUUUAGCAAUUGCUCAUUCUCAAGAAACACUGAAUUAUUUAGUUCGACAUAUGCAAGAUAUAACACGAGAACCUCGUGAUUCCUAUACAUCACGUCAACAAGCAAAACAACGAAGUGAUCUACCGCAAGCACCAGAAUCUUAUAUGACACAAGAAGAAAUUUUUAAGACCUACGAUGAAAUAGAUGAUAUAUACUUUUAUAUUCGUCAUGGUUAUUAUCCAUCAAAAAUACGUAAACCAGAUGAUCUAACUAAUAAAAAUGAAUCCAUACCUAGUAGUAAAUUAAAAACUUACAAACAUUCCACUGGUUCAUCACAUACAUCAGAUGAUGCAGCAACAGGCAAGAUGACUGGUCAAAAAGAUAGCGCUCUAUCCCGUUCGAAUUUGGCAACCGCUGAAGACUUGCUUGCCGCUUCACUUCAUACACCUUCACACAAUGACUCAACUGUCCCAGUGCAACAACCUUCUAGUUUAUCUAAAUCAUCAAGCAAAAGUAAAAUUGUCAAUUCAAAUCAACAUAGUAUUAAUAAUAUGAUCAAUGCGACUUUGGCCACUUUAGCCAGUACAACAUAUCGUGUUCAGCCAAAAGAAUAUGGCAUAUAAUACAGUAUCGCUUAAUAAUAGUUAGAAAAAUGAAAGAACUUGGAAAUUUCUCUAUUAUACUACCAAUGGAAAUGAUUAUUUUCAACUGGGUUUUUUUUUCUCUUUGACUUUAUUCUAUGGUAAUUGUUUAUGUAUGCAUUCGUUCAAUGGUGUAAACAAACAAAUAAUCCUAGUGUCUUAUUCAAUCAGUGUAUAUUCAUAUUCAAAACUGACAAUUGUUAUUAUGUAUGAUAUCCUGAGAAAAUUCUGAGGGCUAAUAAUAUAAACAUUCCAUACAUCUAUCUGUCCAUCCUUUCACAAUAUCUAAAACCAUCAUUAGAAUUUGUAUGCUAUUUUACAUUUAUUUUUUUUUUUGCUUCGGUAAUUUGACGCUUCUGCUUGAAAAUCACUGUGUUCUGUUUUUGCCUAAACCAUUCCCAAUGCUGCUGUCUAAAAAAACUUUCCCCAAUUGCUGUGAAUCUAUUUCGUUCCAAUUCUCGUUUUCAUUAACUGAACUCCCAAUCCAACCAAUACGUUAUUCCAUCCCAUUUUAAUCAGUCAAUUCACUCCAACGUGCAUCAUUCGAUUAAACUUUUCGAAUGACACUUAAGCUUAGACAUAGUUUAUGACGUGUUAUGUAUUGUUGCGGUUGUUUUUUUAAAACAAUAAAUAAGCUAGUUUUCCUAUUUUCUCUUGACCAAUCCUCUUUGAUCAAUAAUAAUCAAGAAAUUUCUGUGUCUGUCUUUUCAUGUGUAACGGAUAUUCAAUGAGUGAAACAUUUUCAUCCAAUCAUCACAAUACUCUCUAAAUUUUGUACAUAAAUCAUCAACCGUCUUGUUUUUUUUGUUUGUUUUUUUUAAAUCCCAUAUUAUUUGUGCAUACAUGUGUUUGCGUACAGCCUUCAAUAAAUGACAUAAAUAGUGUGUUGUUGAGUCACUUGUCUAAAUUAUCCUUUCUUACACAGCCUAGUUAGUUGUGUCAUAUCAUAUUUACUUUAACUGUUUUCUUACUUGCUAAUCUUCAUUUCAUCUCUUACAUUAUUUUUUUUAAUGAUAAUAAUGAUAAAUAAUGAAAUUGUUGAUUCGACUGGUCUGUCUUCACUCUUUUUGUGUACUUGACUUUAUUUUUUUCGUAUUCAGUAGUUCCAAUUAUGGAAAAUACACAUGUUAUUGGGAUUACACGGAUCCAUGCUUAGUCAAUAAAUGAUCAUUGUUCAAGUUCACUCCAUCAUUGUUUUUCUCCUUACUUCUUUCACUGGUCUUUAUUUGUUGUAUGUUGUAGAGUGUAUGCUUUGUACGCUAAACUGGUGAUGAAUGAGUGUAUUUUCUGGGCUCUUUACUUUCUAUUUUUCUAUAUAAGAUAGGAAACUAUUCCAUUUAAUCAUUUGUGUAAUUAACUUUUUUUAUCGACAUCGUUGUUAAUUUUGCUUGUGUUCACACUGGGGUUUUUUUUGUUUUGUUCUUGAAUUACACUAUUUGUCUUAUUCGUUCCAGAA
Molecule: messenger RNA, 4463 nt
Organism: Schistosoma turkestanicum
Lineage: Eukaryota; Metazoa; Platyhelminthes; Trematoda; Strigeidida; Schistosomatidae
Source: the annotation of a GenBank genome assembly